ACAAGAGGAAAGACUCAGAGACUUCUCGUGGAUCUGACUAAUUUUUUGCACUUCUACUUUUCACAUUAUGAACAUGCUGAAAACAAGGAGGAUUGUCCUACUGGGGAAAACUGGAGUUGGAAAGAGCAGCCUGGCGAACACCAUAUUUGGAGAGGCCACGUUCAAAAUUAGGCAAUUUGAUGACUCGAAAACACAUUGUUCUCCAGUCGAAACCAAAUGUGUCAAUGAAAGAAGCAUCACUUUGAUCGACGCUCCUGGUUUCUUUGAUGCAGGCAGGUCUGAGGAGGAGAUGAAGCGUGAGAUACUGAGGUGUAUCACAGAGUGCGCUCCUGGGCCUCAUGCUUUUCUCAUUGUGCUUAAAGUGGAGAGAUUCACAGAGCACGAGAAGGAUGUCAUCACACAACUGUGUGAAUAUUUCUCUGAAGAUGCUCUAAAAUAUGCUGUUAUUGUCUUCACUCACGGUGACCAGCUCCCUGAAGGAAAGAAAAUGAAGGAGUAUGUUGAGCAAAAUGAAGGUCUCAGUGAUCUGGUGAAGAAGUGCGGCGGCCGGUGCCACGUCGUUGAUAAUAAAUACUGGAAGACCAACGGAGAGGAUGAAUACAGAAGUAACCUGUUCCAGGUGGCAGAGCUGCUCAACACCAUAGAUAAUAUAGUGAUGGAAAACAAUGGAGAAUACUACACAGAUGAAAAGUUGCAAGAAGUAGAGAGAAGAAUCCAGGAAGAGGAACGGCGUAUUAGACACUCAUUAGGAAACAUGUCAUAUGAAGAGAUCAGAAAACAGGCUAUGAGCAACAUCCUUAAGAAGCAGGUGAACAAUGCAGGACGAACAUGGAUCAGAGGUUUAGUGGGGUUCGCAGUCAUAGCUGGGUUAGUAGCAACUGUCUCAGCUGUGUUGUUACAUUCAAAAUCUCUGAAUGUGUUAGCAGAAGAAUUGGCAGAAGUGGUGGAACAUCAAGCUGAGACAGCUUUAAACAUGGCUCCGCCAGCUACUACAAUAGAAAAGGGAGCUGAGAUAUUCAUUACACCAGGGAGUGUAGUACAAAAGACAUUUGAAGUGGUCUUGAACAAACUUAAUGCUUUGUAUGAAAGAACGUAUAAUCCUUGGAAUCCAUUUGAAUGAAUCAAAUAAAAAAAUAAUAGGUUGACAUUGACAUGUAAGUUGUUGCAAUCCUAUACAGUUCAUUUCAGAUUCUUGUUUUUCUU
Messenger RNA from Perca fluviatilis (European perch), 1203 nucleotides. Its product is annotated as GTPase IMAP family member 7-like. Lineage: Eukaryota; Metazoa; Chordata; Actinopteri; Perciformes; Percidae. Gene Ontology annotation, molecular function: GTP binding. The coding region runs from base 68 to 1120 and encodes 350 amino acids. The transcript has 2 exons. The record is from RefSeq and is a predicted model, not a curated record.